CCGCGCGCUCCCCCACUCCGGGCCGCGAUAUAAGGCCCAUGGUGGGCUUCUGGGUCCAGCCGCCCUCUACCACCGCCGCUCGCCGCCACCGCACCAUGUCCUGCCUCUCUUCGCGCGUCUGUAUCCCCGGCGGGGUCCGAGCCUUCAGCUGCGUCUCCGCCUGCGGACCUCGGCCCGGCCGCUGCUGCAUCACGGCCGCCCCCUACCGCGGCAUCUCCUGCUACCGCGGCCUCACCGGGGGCUUCGGCAGCCGAAGCGUCUGCGAGGGCUUCUGCGCCCGGUCCUGCGACCGCAGCUUCUGGUACCGCUCCGGCGGCGUGGGAGGCCCCAGCCCUCCCUGCAUCACCACCGUGUCAGUCAAUGAGAGCCUCCUCACGCCCCUCAACCUGGAGAUCGACCCCAAUGCGCAGUGCGUGAAGCAAGAGGAGAAGGAGCAGAUCAAGUGUCUCAACAACAGGUUCGCUGCCUUCAUCGACAAGGUGCGCUGCCUGGAGCAGCAGAACAAGCUGCUGGAGACCAAGCUGCAGUUGCACCAGGGCCGUGAGUGCUGCGAGAGCAACCUGGAGGCUCUUUACGAGGGUUACAUCCAAACGCUGAGGCGGGAGGCUGAGCAUGUGGAGGCUGACAGCGGGAGGCUGGCCGCACAGUCCAACCACAUACUGGAGGCACUGGAGGGCUACAAGAAGAAGUAUGAAGAGGAGGUGGCCCUCAGGGCCACUGCCGAGAAUGAAUUUGUGGCCCUGAAGAAGGAUGUGGAUGGCGCCUACCUCCUUAAGUCAGAGCUGGAGGCCAACGUGGAGGCCCUGACCCGGGAGACUAACUUCCUGCGGCAGAUGUAUGAGGAGGAGCUCCAAGUUCUCCACGCCCACAUCUCAGACACCUCGGUCAUUGUCAAGAUGGACAACAGCCGGGACCUGAACAUGGACGGCAUUGUGGCUGAGAUCCAGGCUCAGUAUGACGACACUGCCGGUCGCAGCCGGGCCAAGGCUGAGUCCUGGUACUGCAGCAAGUGUGAGGAGAUCAAGGCCACAGUGAUCCGGCAUGGGGAGGCCCUGCGCCGCACCAAGGAGGAGAUCAACGAGCUGAACUGCAUGAUCCAGAGGCUGACGGCCAAGGUCGAGAAUGCCAAUUGCCAGAACGCCAAGCUGGAGGGUGCAGUGACCCAGGCUGAGCAGCAGGGUGAGGCGGCCCUUAACGAUUCCCACUGCAAGCUGGCAGAGCUGGAGGAGGCUCUGCAGAAGGCCAAGCAGGACAUGGCCUGCCUGCUCAAGGAGUACCAGGAGGUGAUGAACUCCAAGCUGGGCCUGGACAUUGAGAUCGCCACCUACAGACGCCUGCUGGAGGGCGAGGAGCAGAGGUUGUGUGAAGGCAUUGGAGCUCUCAAUGUCUGUGUCAGCAGCUCCCGCGGCGGGAUCAUCUGCGGGGACCUCUGCAUGUCGGGCUCCCGGCCGGUGACGGGCAGCGUCUGCAGCGCCCCCUGCAGCGGGAACCUGGCGGUGAGCACCGGCCUGUGCGCGCCCUGCGGCCAGAGCAGUGGCAACAGCCGCCUGGUGCGCUUUGCAUAGCGCCUUCGGCUUUGUAAAUUCCCCGCUGGGCAAGCCAACCGUACCUGCCUCGGGCGGCGGCGGGGCUUAGAGCUUCUGGAGCUAGCCGGCUUGACCUGUCCCAACGGC
This is a messenger RNA of Cervus elaphus (red deer), 1673 nucleotides long. Its product is annotated as keratin, type II cuticular Hb3-like. Gene Ontology annotation, biological process: keratinization; intermediate filament organization. The transcript has 9 exons. The coding region runs from base 39 to 1565 and encodes 508 amino acids. Gene Ontology annotation, cellular component: keratin filament. Gene Ontology annotation, molecular function: structural constituent of skin epidermis. Lineage: Eukaryota; Metazoa; Chordata; Mammalia; Artiodactyla; Cervidae. The record is from RefSeq and is a predicted model, not a curated record.